Messenger RNA from Pocillopora verrucosa, 3582 nucleotides. The record is from RefSeq and is a predicted model, not a curated record. Lineage: Eukaryota; Metazoa; Cnidaria; Anthozoa; Scleractinia; Pocilloporidae.
UUUGUACAUUGGUUGCACUGGUUGAGGUAUACUUUAUACGAUCUAAAAAACCGUUGUACUCGUUCAAGAUUUCUCUUUUAGCCAGGUUCAAGCGACAUGGAUAACGCUCAAAAACGCAAAGGAAGCGAGGAGGUUGGCAGCUCUGCAAAACGAUCCCGCCAUGAUGAGGGAAACCCGCGAACCUUCGAAGAAGAGUUGGCUUUGCUCGGUGAAGUCGUGGACAAAGAUCCAGCACACAAGUGGUCCAGACCGGCUGCACCGAAGUUAAAUCCUUCCUCCGAAAGCCUCGUAUUUCAGCAGUUGGAGGUGGACAACUACAUCGGUAAACCCCUGCAGGGAAUGCCAGGGUCCAAGGUUGGUCCAGUGCCGAUAGUUCAGAUGUAUGGGGUGACAAUGGAGGGGAACAGUGUCCUUUGUCAUAUCCACGGGUUCGUACCAUAUUUUUACGUCCCAGCUCCGUCAGGAUUUCAGCAGAGUUACUGCAGUGUAUUUCGGGAUUGUCUUGAUAAAGCUGUGUUGGGAGACAUGAGAUCAAAUAAGGAUGUUACUCAGGCUGUUCUUGCCGUUGACUGUGAGACAAAGGAGAGUAUUUAUGGAUACCAUAGCAACAGGAAGAUCCCAUUCCUUCGCAUCACCAUGGCACUGCCAAAACUUGUUGCACCAGCUAAACGGAUUUUGGAGACUGGCUUUAAAUGUGCAGAUCUCCCAGAAAGAGGAUAUUCCACUUAUGAAAGCAACAUUGAUUAUGAGGUUCGAUUCAUGGUAGACACAAGUGUUGUGGGCUGUAACUGGAUAGAAUUACCAGCUGGGAAAUACAGAGUGCGUUCACCUUCCAUGGGAGGUAGUGGAAAAAGUGAGGCCCAGCCUGUGUCUCAUUGUCAAAUUGAAGUGGAUGUUGCCUAUGAUGAGUUCAUUAGUCACAGUCCUGAAGGUGAAUGGUCUAAAGUGGCUCCAGUUCGAAUCCUGAGUUUUGACAUAGAAUGUGCUGGCAGAAAGGGAGUGUUUCCUGAACCAGAGAAAGAUUCAGUGAUUCAGAUUGCAAACAUGGUCAUAAAUCAGGGUGAUAAGGAUCCAUUCAUCAGAAAUGUGUUCACACUGAACUCCUGUGCUCCAAUUGUAGGGUCACAUGUUUUGUCAUAUAAAAGGGAACAAGAUAUGCUUCAGGCAUGGAGUGAUUUUGUAAAAAAAGUGGACCCUGACAUCAUAACUGGAUACAAUGUUGUGAACUUUGACCUUCCCUAUUUACUGAAUCGAGCAGCAGCUUUGAAGGUUCAGUCCUUUUCAUUCCUUGGACGUGUGAGAGAUGAAAAGAGCACCAUAUCAAACACAGUUUUUCAAUCCCGUGCUUAUGGCAAACGUGAGAACAAAGUCAUAAACAUUUCUGGACGUGUUCAGUUUGAUCUGUUACAUGCCUUGCUGAGAGAUUACAAACUGAGAUCUUACACCCUGAACUAUGUCAGUUUUUAUUUUCUACAAGAACAGAAAGAAGAUGUACAGCACAAUAUUAUAACAGAUUUACAGAAUGGAAACGACCAAACCCGUCGCAGACUGGCCAUUUAUUGUAUGAAAGAUGCUAUUCUUCCUCUGAGGUUACUAGAAAAACUUAUGUGCCUUAUUAACUAUAUGGAGAUGGCACGAGUCACUGGUGUUCCUCUUAGUUAUCUCUUAUCAAGAGGACAGCAGAUAAAAGUUGUUUCACAGCUCCUCAGAAAGUCUAAAGAGCAAGACUUGUUACUUCCUGCUCACAAGGCAGAAGCUGGAGAUGAAUACACUGGAGCCACAGUCAUUGAACCAUCUAAAGGGUAUUAUGACAUUCCUAUUGCAACACUUGAUUUCUCUUCAUUGUACCCAUCUAUCAUGAUGGCUCACAAUUUGUGUUACACCUCUCUUCUGCAUCAUAGUGAUCUGGCUAGUCUAAAACCUGAUGAGUUUAUCAAGACCCCUUCCGGAGAUUAUUUUGUGAAGGCAUCUCUAAGGAAAGGACUGCUGCCUGAAAUUCUUGAGCAUUUGUUGUCUGCAAGGAAAAAAGCUAAAGAGGAUUUAAAGAAAGAAACAGACCCUUUCAGGAAGAAGGUUCUUGAUGGUCGACAGCUGGCUCUUAAGUUAAGCGCAAACUCUGUGUAUGGGUUUACUGGAGCACAAGUUGGAAAGCUUCCCUGUCUGCCAAUUUCACAGAGUGUGACGGCUUUUGGGCGCAUGAUGAUAGAGAGAACAAAAGAACUUGUUGAAGAAAAAUAUACAGUGGAUAAUGGGUACAAAACAAAUGCUCAGGUCAUCUAUGGAGACACAGAUUCUGUAAUGGUCAAGUUUGGAGUGGAUUCUGUCGCAGAGAGCAUGGAACUUGGUAAAGAAGCUGCAGGUUAUGUAUCUGGUCACUUUAUCAAACCCAUCAAAUUGGAGUUUGAGAAGGUGUAUUUUCCAUAUCUUCUGAUCAGCAAGAAGCGCUAUGCUGGAUUGUACUUUACUAAAGCCGAUAAGCAUGACAAAAUGGACUGCAAGGGAAUAGAAACAGUAAGAAGAGAUAACUGCCCUCUGGUUGCAAACCUUAUUAACUCCUGCUUACAAAAAAUUCUCAUUGAGAGGGAUCCCAUGGGAGCUGUUGAUUACACAAAGCAAGUGAUAUCAGACCUUCUGUGCAACAGAAUUGAUAUCUCACAGCUGGUGAUAACAAAGGAGUUGACAAAGACAGGGGACGAAUAUGCUGGGAAACAGGCACAUUCUGAGCUGGCAGAGAGAAUGCGGAAACGUGAUGCUGGUUCUGCUCCCAAGCUGGGAGACAGAGUCCCAUAUGUCAUCAUUGCUGGUGCUAAAGGAGAGAAAGCUUAUGAAAAAGCUGAGUCUCCCACCGGAGAACAAGAAACAUUCCUCCCAUUUAUGAGAACAACAAACACAAAAUAUUACCUUGAGAAUCAGUUGUCAAAUCCCUUGCUGAGAAUAUUUGAGCCUAUUUUGGGAGAGGCAAAAGCAACCUCUGUGCUUCUUAAAGGGCAACAUACACUCACAAAAACUAUUGUAACAUCAAAAGUGAGCAAGCUGGCUAUGUUUACUAAGAAGAGAGAAACUUGCCUUGGGUGUAAAGCAGUCCUUGACAACAAUUCUGCUGUCUGUAAACACUGUAAGCCUAAAGAGUCUGGUCUCUACCAAAAGGAGAUUUCUCACCUGAAUGCAUUGGAAGAAAAGUUUGCAAGGCUAUGGACUCAAUGUCAAAAUUGUCAAGGCAGUCUGCAUGCUGAUGUACUGUGUACCAGUCGUGAUUGUCCCAUCUUUUACAUGAGAAAGAAGGUUCAGAAGGACCUCUGUGAUCAGGACAAACUCAUUCAGAGAUUUGGUGAUUGUACUUGGUGAUGACAGUUCCAUUUCAAGAAAAUAAUGAUUUUCUCAACAAACAUAUCAAGACAAAAAAGAGUGUUCAGAAUUGAAAAAGUAAUGAGUGCAACCCUGCAUGAAUACAUCUCACAUCAUGCAUGUAAAGUCAUUAAGGCAAAAGUCACACCCCAGAGCCCAAAGAAUCAUUAACUUGGAUAUUUUCAAGUGUUUAUAUCUCAUUUGUGCAAUAAAUAAUAGAAGCAACUUGAAAGUUUA